AUGAAAUUUGAAUUUGCGUCCAAAUUAUCUGUCUAUGCAACUGAUUUUCUAUAUUUUUCUACAUCGUUUUAUCUUAAUUCUCUCUACAGGACUAUAGGAGGAUCUGACUUGAGGAAAACUGACACUGGAGCAGGAUGGGAACAUGGAAUGUCGCGAGGAUGCCGAUCUGUGAUGGUUUCUCAAAAAAGAGUUUAUAAAAGUCGCAUUCGCGUGUUUCCAAGUUUACCAAAAAAUAUAGAACAAAUUGUACCCGCAGUUCAUCCCGCGUUGGUGCGUGAUUAUUAUGGCAAAACGGAUUUUGAUUGA
This is a messenger RNA of Acanthoscelides obtectus, 306 nucleotides long. NCBI's taxonomy places the organism in Eukaryota, Metazoa, Arthropoda, Insecta, Coleoptera, Chrysomelidae. The record is from the annotation of a GenBank genome assembly.